AUGGCGGAGUUUUUGGCGGAGACACCGAUAGUGGCGGAGAUAUUGGUGAGGACAUUGGCGGAGAUUUUGGCGGAGAUACCGGUAAUGGCGGAGAUACUAACAAAUGGCGGAGAUAUUGGUGGGGAUAUUGGCGGCGAUUUUGGUGGAGAUACCGGAAGCGGCGGAGAUAUAGGUGGGGACAUUGGCGGAGACCUCGACGGAGACACUGGCGAAGAUACCAGCAAUGGCGGAGAUACCGGCAGUGACGGAGAUAUUGGUGGCGACAUUGGCGGAGAUACCCGCAAUGGGGGGGAUACGGGCAGUGGCGGCGACGUUGGUCCUGGCGGUCCCGGCGGUCCAGGGAUGGGCGGCAAGGGCGGAAAGGGAGGCAAGGGCGGAAAGGGAGGGAAGGGUGGGAAUGGAGGCAAGGGUGGAAAGGGAGGGAAAGGGGGCAAGGGGGGAAAGGGAGGGAAGCCUGGUUACCAGCAAGGCGGGCCUGGCGGAGCGCAGGGGGGCCCUGGCGGAGAAACCGGCAAUGGCGGGGAUACGGGCAGUGGCGGAGACAUUGGUGGAGAUAUCGAAAAUGGCGAUACCAACAGUGGCGGAGAUACCGGAAAUGGAGGAGAUACAGGCAGUGGCGGCGACGUUAGGGUGGGUGGUCCCGGCGGUCCUGGGCUAACCGAAGUCUAUGCCGCAUUGGUGGCGCUGGUGAAGACUGAGCAUUUUGUGAAGUUAGGAAACGGUCGAAGGGUUUUCCACACGGCGCAAGAGCUCCAACGUGAUCGCUUCACCCAAAUUUGCAUUUAA
Messenger RNA from Closterium sp. NIES-65, 786 nucleotides. The record is from the annotation of a GenBank genome assembly. NCBI's taxonomy places the organism in Eukaryota, Viridiplantae, Streptophyta, Zygnematophyceae, Desmidiales, Closteriaceae.